AUUUGAGAGCUGGGGUCGAUGUAAUCAGCCUGUGCCCCCCACCCUCCCCCCGAAAUUGCUGGUCUUGUGCUAAAAUUUGAAACCAAUAUAUUUGAGCAGGGGAUGGCAGAACUAGUAGUAUUUGCAGAAAUGCCUUAUACUAUUGAUUAAGGUCCCUUUGUAUUGUGAAUUCAAAUUAUACCAAAUCAUGUAUAACUGAUGACUUACAGUACAGUGCCAAAAUGGAAUACUUCGCAAAUUUCUAUCCGUUCACAUUAUGAGUACAAACUACAAGUAGAUUUAGUCUUUCAUCACCGACUAAUUAAUGAAAUACGUACCAAUAAUUCACUAGGGAUAAUAGCUGUCCAAUAACACAUAGAAAUUGACCCCAUCAUCUCCUGACUGAAAUGGACGACGUUUGAAGGAAAUAUCGUCUUAAACUAUUGCGUAAUAUUUUGAAGAGUGUUAACAAUGUCAAGACAGUGUAGUAAUCGCCCUGGUGUGUUUUAUCAUGACAGAGGACAAUUUAUCGUGAAAGCUCAAACACGUACAAUAACACCAGAGAUCAAGAAGAUUUAUAAGCUAUACUUUGACUGUCCUCUUGUAGAUCAGGACAAGUUAUGGGCACCACAUUUAAUUUGCUCAGCUUGCUCAAAUGGCUUACUUGACUGGUUCAGUAAUAAAAAGAAGUCCAUGUCUUUUGCCAUUCCAAUAAUACGGAGGGAGCCGAAAGACCAUUUUAAUGACUGUUAUUUGUGUUUAUUCUAUGAAGAAUAAACACAAAAUUUUGUAUCCCAAUUUGGAUUCUACAAUGAGACUUGUGCCCCACAAUGGCAGUCUGCCAAUUCCAGUUCCACUGGAUGAUGGUAUUGAAACAUCAGAUGAUGAUGCUGACUGUCACGAUAGUGCUGCUAAGGAAGAUUACCUGGCUGAUGACGAUAGCUUUAAACCUCAGAAAUUUUCCCAAGCUGAACUGAAUGACCUUGUCAGGGACCUGUCCCUCUCAAAAGAUAAAGCAGAACUGUUAACAGCAAGACUGAAGGAGAAGUAUCUGCUAAAGCACGGUGUUCGUAUAACUUAUUUUCGACAGAGAAAUGUGGUUCUACAAACGUGUUUUUUUGUUGAAGGCCUGCUUUGCUUUUGCGGUAACAUCGAUGGACUUUUCGAAUGUUUAUCACACAAUCAUGAUCCUGCAGAGUGGCGUUUGUUUAUUGACUCUUCAAAACGAAGUUUAAAAGCUGUACUUCGCCAUAAUGGUAAUUUGAGGUCCUCCAUUCCUAUUGCACACUCAGUUCAUCUUCAUGAAUCAUAUGAGAAUAUGGAAUUUUACUUCGCCCAGUCUGAGAUUCGAACCCACGAUCUCUCAACCGCGAGUCCGCUGCUCUAACCUUUAGGUCAUGUGCCUCCACAUCAUGUAUGUUUAGUAUUAAAAAAAGAUACAAAACCAGAAACGGAUCGUUGGAGAGGACACCAUGGUGAAUGCCGUUUCCUACAGAAUUACAAAUCCGUCUUUAUGUAGAUUCGUUGUUAUUCGCGUUGGUUUUAUCAACGUGAUGUAGACUUACGAAGCCAACUAAUUAAAAGCAGCUUUCAAUAGACUAUACGAUACCAAUGAAGUCUGAUUGGCAGAAACCGUAGGGCGGUGAGCUGGCAGAAACGUUAGCACGCCGGGCGAAAUGCUUAGCGGUAUUUCAUCUGCCGUUACGUUCUGAGUUCAAAUUCCGCCGAGGUCGACUUUGCCUUUCAUCCUUUCGGGGUCGAUAAAUUAAGUGCCAGUCACGCACUGGGGUUGAUGUUGUAGUGACGCCUUAAUAGCAGACAUUCCGGAAAGCUUAUCCACGCAUGCGCAGGGACUAGUUCCGGAAGGAAUACAAGAAGAGUCUCGUGCGCAUACGUGGUCAUUCGACAUCCAAGUUUCGCACCCUUAUUCAUUCUCUCUUUUCUCGCCGGCCGGCGGAGAGCUCAGACGUACAAGCAGUCUGUCUCCAACAUUCCAACUCUGGAGACAGCUCUUUCCAACAUUCCAACUCUGGAGUUAGACAAAUAACCACUCAACAUCAAUGACGGCGUCUCAGCAACCAAAGGGCGAAGUGCUGCCUAUUUCCUCUGUAAAUAAAUAUUGUUGUGUUGAUAGUUCAGAAUCUGCGUUCCGUUGUUUCUUCAGAAUUUAA
Molecule: messenger RNA, 2150 nt
Organism: Octopus bimaculoides (California two-spot octopus)
Lineage: Eukaryota; Metazoa; Mollusca; Cephalopoda; Octopoda; Octopodidae
Source: RefSeq, a predicted model, not a curated record